Carlito syrichta (Philippine tarsier) is the source of this 1881-nucleotide messenger RNA. RefSeq names its product TERF1 interacting nuclear factor 2 (gene TINF2). Gene Ontology annotation, molecular function: telomeric repeat DNA binding. Bases 31 to 1536 code for a protein of 501 amino acids. Gene Ontology annotation, cellular component: shelterin complex. The record is from RefSeq and is a predicted model, not a curated record. Gene Ontology annotation, biological process: regulation of telomere maintenance via telomere lengthening; telomere capping. NCBI's taxonomy places the organism in Eukaryota, Metazoa, Chordata, Mammalia, Primates, Tarsiidae. The transcript is spliced from 8 exons.
GGGACCGCCCCGGGGCAGGGCCCGCCGGCCAUGGCCACGCCCCCGCCCCGGGGCGCCGGUCCAGCUGCUCUGCGCUUCGCAGCCGCAGCCAGCUGGCAAGUAGUGUGCACAGGCUGCGUGGAGCAUUUCCCGCGAGUACUGGAGUUUCUGCGAGCUCUGCGUGCAGCAGCCCCCGGCUUGGUUCGCUACCGGCACCAUGAACGCCUGUGUAUGGGCCUGAAGGCCAAGGUGGUGGUGGAGCUGAUUCUUCAGGGCCGGCCUUGGUCUGAGGUCCUGAAUGCCCUGAAUCACCACUUCCCUGAAUCUGGACCUGCAUUGCGGGACCCCAAAGCUACAAAGCAGGACCUGAAGAAGAUUUUGGAGGCACAAGAAAGUUUUUGCCAGCAGGUGAAGCAGCUGUCAGAGGCCCCUGUGGAUUUGGACUCGAAGCUGCAGGAACUUGAACAAGAAUAUGGGGGACCCUUUCUGGCUGCCAUGGAAAAGUUGUUUUUCGAAUAUUUGUGUCGGCUGGAAAAAGCACUGCCUAUACCGCAGGCACAGCAGCUUCAGGAUGUGCUGAGUUGGAUGCAGCCUGAUUUUUCUGUCACCUCUUCUCUUGCCUUGAACCAAUAUGGUGUGGACAUGGGGUGGCCACUUCCAGAGUGCUCUGUUGCUGAUUCAAUGAACCUGAUAGAGACCACGGAACAGAAUCCUCCUCAACAACCAAGACUAGCACUCUACAAGCCUCUGCCAAAAGCCAAGCCUGGCCCAUACCUUCCUCAGGGACCAGCUUUAAGGAAGCAGCCAGAACCUUUAGCUGGCCACCACUUCAAUCUGGCCCCUAUAGGCCGGCGAAGAGUCCAGUCCCAAUGUGUGUCUGCUAGGGGAGGCCAUAAGGAGUGCCUCACAGUCACUCCUAAAGGACCUGGACCCUUUAUGAUUGGCUCACCAACCCAGGUCAUAUCUAAGCCUGAGAACAGGGAAGAACAUGGGAAACACAAAACACAUCCAGCAGGUGCUGUGGGCACAAGAGCAGCCUCCACUGGGAAGUCUAAGGGUCCAUGCCAGACUCUGGGGGGAAGGGCUCUGAAGGAGAACCCAGUUGACUUGUCUGCCUCAGAGCAAAAGGAGAAUUGCUUGGAUUGCUACAUCGACCCCCUGCGACUAUCAUUAUCACCUCCUAGGGCAAGGAAGCCAGUAUGUCCUCCGUCUCUGUGCAGCUCCAGCAUUACCAUAGGGGACUUGGUUUUAGACUCUGAUGAGGAAGAAAAUGGCCAGAGGGAAGGAAAGGUGAGUAGGAAGGAGCAGAAAGCUAGGAAAGGGGAUGGGCAGAACAAGACUGAGAAAACCACAUCCUCCAGAAUUUGGAGGGCUAGGGAAAUGGUUUUGUAUGGAAGAAUCUCCCUGCUCCCUUCUCUACAGGAGUCUUUGGAAAACUAUCAGAAGACAAAGCUUGACACUCUGAUCCCCACCUUCUGUGAAUACCUCCCCUCUUCUGGCCCCAGUACUAUGCCUAUCACUUCCAGUGACUGUAUAGACAGCUCUAGACCCCUAUGAUAGGCCUAAAAUGUCCUCUGCCUGUCUCCUGCCUUCUCAUCCCUGCAAGCAGGCUUGGAUUGUCUGACUGCACUGCUAAAAAUACUUUGUAAUGCUUAAUAAUUAAAGUUUGGAUUUGUUAAUACACUGUCUUGAUGUGAGGGAGAGAAAUUAAGAUUUCUGUAAAGCCAGCAUAGGCCAUUCCUUAGAAACAGAACUAGCCUCUCUAGAGCUGGAAGAGUCCUUUUUUCUUUUUUCCUUCCCUUGGAAAGUGUUGUUCAGCUGUGCCCAGAAGAGUUACUAGUGUUGAGGACCUGGAUAAAAAUGUUAUUUUGCUGUUCUGAAAAUAUAUAUGUCCUAAUGCCA